AUGUUCAAACUAUUCAGCGGCAGCGAACCAGCCCAACCUGCUCGCGUCCCCACGGACACGGUCAUCCCGCUGAAUGCCGCGGACGACACGGAAGUGCUACGCAGUGUGUGCGUGGUGCUGUCCUACCGGUUCGACGACGUGCUGGACCCGGAGAAGCUUCGGUCGUCUUUCGAGAGACUGCUCGACCGACCUGGAUGGCGCAAGAUCGGAGCACGGCUGCGCUUGAAUAAAAUCGGGCGCCUCGAAUACCACAUCCCGGAGUACUACGACGCCAAACGCCCCAUCGUGAACUACUCGCACGACUCCUACGAAACCUCCAUCCUCGAGCACCCCUUGGCCUCACGCCUCCCCCGACCGACCGCUAAGCCCGCCGUCGUGGCCGAUCCCACCGAAUUCGACUCCUUAACCACCAGCGCGGACGCCCCCAAGACCCUGCACGACUACCUGACGCGCGACGUGCCGCAGCUGAGCCUGCACAUUGCCUCGUUCAGGGAUUCCACCCUCAUCUCCAUCUCGCUGCCGCACACCCUCACCGAUGGCACCGGCGGGGCGCAGAUCUACCGCUCGUGGGCGCUCGUCCUGCAGGGCCGCGAGGAAGAGGUCCCCGCAUUCCACGGCUACGCCCACGACCCGCUGGCGAGCUUCGGCACCGACCCGCAGUCCGCAACCAGAUACAUGUACGCGGAAAAGCAGCUCACGGGGUGGCGCAAGUACCUCUUCAUCGCGCACCAGCUGUACGACGGCUGGCGGUACCGCACGGGGUCGCGCAUCGUCUGCAUCCCCGGCGCGUACCUGGCCAACCUGCGUCAGCGCGCCAUCACCGAGAUCCGGGCCUCGACCGGAGACGACACGGCUUUCGUGAGCGACAACGACGUUCUCACCGCAUGGUUCACGCGCCUGACGCUGACAGCCCUCUACCCGCGCACCUCCACGCGCACCAUGCGCAUCAUGAACGCCUUCACCCUCUCCACCGUGCUGGGCGACUCCCACCUCCCCGCCUCGAAGGCCUUCAUCUCCAACGCAGCCACAGAGAUCUACACGUUUCUACAAGUCAAAGACUUCUUCACCCGGCCCCUCAGCUACGCCGCGCACGCCAUCCGCCGGUCCAUGGCCACCGGCGGCACGCGGGAACAAGUCGAAGCCCUACAGUGCAUCAAGCGGCAGACCUUCGCCACCGAAGGCCACAGCUGGCCGAUCUUCGGGGACGCGUCCAUGGAGAUGAUGAGCUACUCCAACUGGACCAAGGGCAAAUACUUCGAGACGGAUUUCUCGGCGGCGAUCGUGCGCGAGGGUCUGCCGGCGGCGCAGCGCGCGGAGAGGCCCGGGUUCGCCUCGAUGGUGCAGUUCAACGCGUGGUCGACCAAGUUCGAUCUCCGGAACCUCAUGCCCAUCAUGGGGAAGGAUGCCGCCGGGAAUUAUUGGUUGCAGGGGCCGUUGCGUGAGGUGGUGUGGCGGGGGAUCGAGCGGGAGUUGGCGGAGAUGUGUUGA
Messenger RNA from Aspergillus aculeatus ATCC 16872, 1488 nucleotides. RefSeq lists its product as uncharacterized. The record is from RefSeq and is a predicted model, not a curated record. NCBI's taxonomy places the organism in Eukaryota, Fungi, Ascomycota, Eurotiomycetes, Eurotiales, Aspergillaceae. The coding region runs from base 1 to 1488 and encodes 495 amino acids. The transcript is spliced from 2 exons.